AUGGCAGCAAACACCAACACGGCCUGGAUCGCCGCGCUGCAGGUAUCACGGAGUACCGACGAUGGCAAGACCUUCAAACCCCUCGGUGUCAUAGCCAAGGGCCCCCGCGACCUCAACGCCGGCUGCCUGCUCGAGCUUCCGACGACGACAACGGCCGCUGGCAACGCCACCACAGGCAAGCGCGCCUCGCCCACCAUCCUCGCGGCCUAUGAAGACAACGAGAUAACCGCAAACGGCACGUACGUGAUGUUCCGUCUCGUGGUGGCGCGCAGCGAGGACGGCGGCAAGACCUGGACCGAUCCGAAGACGGUGGUGCAGCGAUCCGCCACGCCCCUGCCCCUCCAGGUUUAUGGGCCGUUCCUGCGGAUCGCCGAGGACGGCAAGACGAUCCAGAUGACCUACUCCGACAUGUUGUCGGCCACAAAUCAGCAGAUCUCCCGCGUCACGUCGCUGGACUUCAGCGAGACGUGGACGCAGCCUACCAACCUGCGGCUGCAUCCCGACAAUGCGCGUAUGCGCGACGGCUCGAAUUCAAUCGUCUCGGUGGGCGAGAGGCUCGUCAUGGCGGUCGAUGUCCAGACGGACACGUCGAUGCGCCUGGACUACGUCAUCUCCGGGGACGACGGCCGGUCCUGGGGCGGUAGAGGCACCGUCUUCGACCCAGGGAGCAACAACACGGCGAUCUCAGGGCAGAUGGUCAGGAUCGGCAGUUAUCUGGCGGUCGUGUUCCUGACUAACAAGGACAUCGGCCCGAUCGACCCAAAUGCGGUCCCCGCGCCCUCGGGAGACCCGGCAGGUGUCGGGUACGCGAACAGGGUGGUGUUCUCGGAUGGGAUUGUCAGGGACGGGCGCCUGAGGUGGACGGAGACGCCUUUGGAGCUCUGGCCGGUGGAUUCUGAAUGGACGGGGGCUGUGCAGUUGUCGGACAAGUCCAUCAUGGCGCUGUCGUGUCGUGAUUUUGCUGCGUAUGGGAAGAUCGUGUCAAUGACAUAG
Messenger RNA from Anthostomella pinea, 993 nucleotides. The record is from the annotation of a GenBank genome assembly. Lineage: Eukaryota; Fungi; Ascomycota; Sordariomycetes; Xylariales; Xylariaceae.